AUGAAGUCACCAUGCACCAGCGGGGCAUCAAUGCCAGCCUCUCCCCUCCCCCCACACCCUGAGCCCGAGCCCGACAGACCCAUCGGAUACGGGGCCUUCGGAGUGGUCUGGUCAGUGACGGACCCCCGCGAUGGCAAACGAGUCGCCCUCAAGAAGAUGCCAAAUGUCUUCCAGAACCUGGUGUCCUGCAAACGAGUCUUCAGGGAGCUGAAAAUGCUCUGCUUCUUCAAACACGACAAUGUCCUGUCUGCCCUGGAUAUCCUGCAGCCCCCUCAGAUCGACUGCUUCGAAGAGAUAUAUGUGAUCACAGAGCUGAUGCAGACUGACCUGCACAAGGUGAUCGUGUCCCCGCAGCCGCUCAGCGCCGACCAUAUCAAGGUCUUCCUGUACCAGAUUCUACGAGGGCUGAAGUACUUACACUCCGCUGGGAUCCUGCACAGAGACAUCAAGCCGGGGAACUUACUGGUCAACAGCAACUGCGUGCUCAAGAUCUGUGACUUCGGUUUGGCUCGGGUAGAGGAACCUGACGAGUCUCAGCACAUGACCCAGGAAGUGGUGACCCAGUACUAUCGGGCCCCGGAGAUCCUCAUGGGAAGCCGGCAUUACCAAAACGCCAUCGACAUCUGGUCUGUGGGCUGUAUAUUUGCUGAGCUGCUGGGGAGGAGAAUCCUGUUUCAGGCCCAGAGCCCCAUCCAACAGCUGGACCUGAUCACAGACCUCCUGGGAACGCCGCCUCUUACUGCCAUGCGGUCAGCCUGCGAGGGAGCCAGAGCCCACAUCCUACGUGGCCCCCACAAGCCGCCAUCUCUCUCUGUCCUGUAUAUGCUGUCUGGUGAAGCCACCCAUGAAGCUGUUCACCUCCUGUGCCGAAUGCUGCUGUUUGAUCCGUCAAAGAGGAUCUCGGCUAAGGAUGCCUUGGCCCACCCCUACCUGGAAGAAGGUCGUCUCCGUUACCACACAUGUAUGUGUCACUGCUGCUACUCCGUGUCGUCCGGCCGUGUCUACACCGCUGACUUUGAGCCCACGGCCACCGACCGAUUCGAUGACUCAUAUGAGAAGAGAGCCUGACUUCCGUCUGGCAGGUCAAAGAGCUGGUUCAUCGCUUCAUCACAGACCAACAACAGGGAAAACGACCCCCGCUGUGUAUAAACCCCCACUCUGCCGCGUUCGUUCAAAACAUUUAUUAGGUCCACGGCAUGGCAUUCCUCAAAAGUUUCCAAGAAAGAGGAAAGAUGA
This is a messenger RNA of Staurois parvus, 1236 nucleotides long. Lineage: Eukaryota; Metazoa; Chordata; Amphibia; Anura; Ranidae. The record is from the annotation of a GenBank genome assembly.